CUGUCACAUCGGAGUGAAAGGAGAUUGACAUUGCUAUGUAUAAAGUACCAUGACUUGAAAUAUGAGCCCUAGCUGACUUCCGACCUGUCCCAACCUUUGCAACAUCUACCAUGGCCUACGGUGGAUUGAUUACUCGCCAUUCUACAGAUCCUGGUAGCUCCUCUGGACCAUCUCCCCCCACGACUGUAGUCGAGUAUCGCAAGGAUGGCACAGUGUCCAAGAUGCGCUCGCACAAGGGAAAUAUUCCAAUUCUCCCCCAGACAAAGCUUUGCCCUCAGUGUCCAGCAAAGUUCACCCGUACGACCCACCUUAACCGGCACCUGCGCACCCACACGGGUGAGAGGUUGCAUCGUUGCGAUACCUGUGAGGCGCAGUUCACGCGCAGUGACCUACUGACGAGGCAUAAAAAAACAUGCGGAGACCCAUCCCAUGCCAACCGCACGAGGCGGCGGUCUUGUCAAGCCUGUGCUAACUCCAAAGUAAAGUGUGAUUUACAGCAGCCAUGCAGCAAAUGUCAGGCACGUGGCAAGGAAUGCGUGUUCGUUAUUCGUGCACCCAGGUCGUCAGCAGUGGCAAAGAUGACGGCCGCACCGGCCGCCGUACCCGAGCACCUUGCCCAUCCCAUAAACGGGCCGGGGUCGAAGAUUGCUGGACCGCUAAUUUCCCUGCGGCCCCCCUCCCCUGUUGCGUCGCAUCCCACAUCCCCGCAUCCAAAUGUUCCGCCAGACCGUCAGGGUCAGUGUUCUUACAAUUGGAAUGCGUCAGCAUCGGGUCACUUGGAGAACCAACCCGAAGAGCUUGGCUUUUAUAGUGAUGGGUCAUCUCCCUCACCACCAUCAGAGGCAAUAUCGUCGACUGGCGACAUUGGUCUAUCGCCUUCCUCCGAUCCAGCAGCUGUUCAAACCCAAAUUAAUACGUUCUACUCUAGUAAUGAGGUCUUCGAGCCGUUUCUUCCUAGUGAAAUUCCCGGAUAUAAUACCGUACCUGUCGGUGACAACAGUACACGCGAAGGUUGCCUCCCACAUACACCACUAUUAUCGUCUUCUACGGAGGAGUCCUUGCCAUUUGCAUCUCAAGUCGUGGGAGUACAACGCCCGCAUCACACCGACACGCUACUCUACCCUCCGACAUCUAGUCAGCAAGUACCUUCCUCCGCCGAUCACUCGCAACGCCAAUGUUACACAGAAGAUAAUUAUAUACCCCAAUACACAACUGCUAUAGACGUUUGUUAUCAAGCUCUCUCAGAACAUCAACACUACCGCCACGUAGAUUCUUCGGAGUACACCCGAAACCGCACCAAACCAGCCAGUCCUUACGGCAGUGGAGGGAUGUGGCGUACUUCGUGCGAAGGAUUGGUUAGUUCUCCACCUCAAUACAAUUAUCCGGCAAAAGGUGCUGGGGACGCAUUUUGCGAGAAGCCCUACCGCUGCCCAACAACUAACCAGCCGCGGGUAGGGAUCGACUACACCAACCAUUGGGCUGUUCCGUCCGAAAUGGUACGGAUGGCAAUGAGUGACCCUUCCUCUCGUCAUGUUGAGGGUGGCAAGUGCUCUGCGAGGAACGCUUUCAUCCAUUCCGCUUACAGCCUUCCCUAGACGCUCAGACAUCACGAUCUUACCGAUCAGAAUGUUUAACGGAUGUCAUUCGCUGGAAUGGGU
Pisolithus orientalis is the source of this 1658-nucleotide messenger RNA. RefSeq lists its product as uncharacterized. Gene Ontology annotation, biological process: regulation of DNA-templated transcription. Lineage: Eukaryota; Fungi; Basidiomycota; Agaricomycetes; Boletales; Pisolithaceae. The record is from RefSeq and is a predicted model, not a curated record. The coding region runs from base 111 to 1595 and encodes 494 amino acids. The transcript has 6 exons. Gene Ontology annotation, molecular function: zinc ion binding; DNA-binding transcription factor activity, RNA polymerase II-specific.